Messenger RNA from Fusarium keratoplasticum, 480 nucleotides. RefSeq lists its product as uncharacterized. NCBI's taxonomy places the organism in Eukaryota, Fungi, Ascomycota, Sordariomycetes, Hypocreales, Nectriaceae. The coding region runs from base 145 to 480 and encodes 111 amino acids. The record is from RefSeq and is a predicted model, not a curated record. The transcript has 2 exons.
GUUCGCUCGCUACUUCCGGUCCUACUCCUCCUCCUACUCCUCCGCUUCCUCCUCUUGGGACCAGUUGCAGCUCGCUAUCCUGCUUCCCCCAUCCCGACAAGUCGCCACCGGGCACACCCGUCGAUACCCAACCAGUCAGCAACCAUGUGCUACUUUGAGCAAACCCGCUGGGCAUGCGGCUACUGGCGCUGGGGCCAUUUCCGACAGCAGUGCAACAAGGAGUACCGGAUGGGCGAGACGUGCGGUCUCAAGCUCGUCUACGAGACCAAGACGGAGCCCGAUGUGUGUAAGCUCUGUCACGACACGGAGAAGAAGCAGCGCCGGUACGACAAGAUGUACCGGGACGUCCAGCGCUGGCAGCGCGAGGGCAACCGAAGUGCCACCAUUGAGCGGACGUGCGGCGAGAUGCAUGAUGUGAUGGGCCAGAUCUAUCGGAUGAGAGAGGAGCAUGAUCACAGGCUACAAUCUCUGGGCCAGUGA